Fusarium sp. VM40 is the source of this 3591-nucleotide messenger RNA. NCBI's taxonomy places the organism in Eukaryota, Fungi, Ascomycota, Sordariomycetes, Hypocreales, Nectriaceae. The record is from the annotation of a GenBank genome assembly.
AUGACAUCAGAUGGCUCAGGCGACGGGCCUCCAAAUAUCAACCCCGAAGCAACCAUUCGCGAGGUUGGCCCUUAUGUUCUCCGGACACUGCUGGACGAGGUACCGCUAUCUGCGGACGGUGACCACGACGACAUCAAGAUCAAUUGUGUUGACUACUUAGAGGCGAACCUGUAUGUUGGCACAUCAGCUUCGGAGCUGCUUCACUUCGUCCAAAUCCCACCCGACCCAAGCGAUCGAUCCGGACAGCCCGUUUAUAUCCUUGCGUCUCGCCUGUGUCCUCAGUAUGCCGAGACACCAGGCACCCCGAACUCACGACCUGGCGUCCAACAAAUACUACUGCUGCCUCGUGUUGGGAAAGCAUGUAUCCUAUGCAAUUGGACUGUCACUUUCUACUCUUUGCCGGAGCUCAGCCCUGUCUUUGGAAACACCAUUGUCAAGAACUGCAGCUGGAUAGGUGGAAUCGACUUGAAUGAGCCCCCUCUUGAUGAUGGAAGUACGGAGAGAACUGGAGGAGUAACGAUCCUUUUGUCUCUCAUGCGCAAGAUCCAGGUAGUUCGAGUGGGAGAUGAUGCUCGCGCUUUCAAGAAAAUUGACUUUUCAGGAAGCACUUUAUCGGUACGCAGAGAUUCGAUCGCAUGCGUGGCAGACUCCAAAUCGUAUGCGCUCAUUGACGUGGACCAACAACUCAAAAUUCCUUUAAUGAGUAUCUCCUCAUUGGAAGAGACUACUUCACCUAGUGAGAUUGGACAUGCUCAGAGCAUUGGAGCAGAUACUUCAAGUGGACUCCUACGGAGUUCUUCUUCUACUGGAAACCGCACAUCCAGCGAAGCCCCAACCCAUAGCCGAAGCACAAGCUUAGGAGGCUCGAUAUUAGACAGUAUCCGCCGACAAGAUUAUCGUGGCAGUGAAAAUGAUGACUGGCUGGGUCGCCACCCUUCACCGCAGCCAUCCAUAAGCCCCCGGCCAUCUAUGGAGAGAGCCUCAACCCCAAACCCUAUGUCACUCGAUAAGCCAUUGCCUGCUGCACCAUCGCCAUCGGGCACUCCUUCACAGAUGACAGAUCCUCGACCCAAGCCUAGCUCAGUCCUUCUGAAACCUCACAUUACCUCACCAACCCCUGACGAAUUCUUACUUGUCACUGGAACUGACCCUUUGGAACCUGGAAUCGGCAUGUUUGUGAAUCUUGAUGGUGAUCCAACGCGACCCACCCUUGAGUUUACAAGAUAUCCCAGAGAAGUUGUUGUAGAUAGCCCACCUUCAGAUCCCAACUCAUCACAGCCUUCUUCAACACAGGAAGAAGAGGGAUAUGUUCUAGCGUCAAUGACUAAAGAGGUCGAAGGCAGCUUGCAACAUGGACUCGAGAUCCAACGAUUUGAUGCUGGUUCAGAACCGAAUCCCCAGAAGUAUUGGUUGACUGCUAGAGAAGCCGCUCCUGAUGGUACAUAUGGCAUUCGUUCUCUUGCUGGCAGUGAAGACACGCGGUUUGAUGAGAUCGUUCAGAAGCUGUCUCAAAGACGAUAUACUCCCUUUUCCGUCUCCAUUUCCCCUGGGACUCCCGACCCUUCGUCUACAGCCAAGACUCCUGACUCAAGGACUGCAUUAUCAAUAGAACACCUCUCAAAAGAGAAGGAACUAUUCGACAGAAACAUAGACUCACAAGACGAAGAAUCACUACCUGAAGAGUGGGAGGCGAAUCGCAAUGCUGAGGGAGAAGAGUUCGCUCGUCAACUUGCCAAAGCCCAAGCAAGAUUAGCCGUCUGGAACGGGAGCCGCAUCUGGUGGGCUAUUCGCAACCCCCUCAUUAUACAGCUUGACGCAGCUCUGGAGGCCGCAUGUGCGGGCGAUGUUUUCAAUCCUGCAGAACUAGAUCGCCAGGCCAUAUUCCACACCAUUAAUUCCAUCAGGGGCCGAGAUCCCCAGACCGAGCUAGAGUUUAUGACUUAUGGCUACAUACGACAAAAGGCUGGUAUCCUACUCCUAAUAAGCUUGCUGAAGUCGCCUGAAGACAAGCAAUUUACAGAUAAUGAAGUAAAAGCGCUUGAGGAAGUUUUGGUUGAGAGUGGUCUUGACCCUCGAGUAGUGCUUUCACUGAUCCCUAGUAUCCGAAACGAGAUAAUCGAAGGUCCACGCGGGAUAUGGAUUUAUGGAGGUGUGAGAAGAACCGCCGAUGCGUACCUCCGAAGCAGAGAGUUCCAGGUGACGUCUAAGGAUAGUGUCGGGACCCUGGAGCCGAGGACCAUGCAUUUCCUUCGUAAAUUCCUUGGGACCUGGCGGAAAAGGAAAGGCUUUGGUAGUGUUGCCGACGAACGAGAGGUGUUCCAUACCGUUGAUGCUGCUUUGCUACUCGUGCUUCUCGAGGUUGAUCAGCACUCUCCAAAGGGCAUGGGCAAAGGAGGCGUUGUGAGGUCAGAGCUAUACGAAAUCGUGGACAAGGGCGUUGACUGCUUCGACCGUGCAGUUGACCUACUUGAAUCAUACCACCGGCUUUUUGUUCUGAGUCGACUGUACCAGAGCCGCAAGCUGUCAAGCGAUGUGUUGGCCACUUGGAAACGAAUUAUCGAAGGCGAGCAAGACGUGGGCCAGGAACUUCGCGAAGGCGAACAGCGGGUUCGUGAGUAUCUGACAAAGACUUACAGCCAGGCUCUUGUUCGGGAAUAUGGCGUGUGGCUGGCAAGUCGGAAUCCCAAACUUGGUGUCCAGGUCUUUGCAGAGGAUAACGGACGAGCACCCAAGUUCGAACCAGCACAGGUUGUUUCCAUCUUGCGGGACGAAGCACCCGAUGCGGUCAAAUACUACCUCGAGCACUUGGUGUUUGGCAAGGGACAUACUACAUAUAUCAACGACCUGAUGGCGUAUUACCUUGAUGUGGUUGUGCACGACCUGGAGUCAUCUGAGGAUAGUCGGACUCUAGUCAGAGCGACAUAUGCAGCAUAUCGCGCAUUGCAAGCUCCCAAGCCUGCAUACAGCCAUUUCCUUCGGGAUAAUGCUCCGCCCGAUAAUGAGGUCUGGCACAGCCGUCUCAGGUUGCUUCAGCUUUUAGCCGAAGCAAACGAUUAUGAUGCAGCAGCAAUAAGAGAUCGAAUCUCCACUCUGCCGGAUGAUCUGCUUGUGCCUGAGACUAUUAUCCUCGCCGGCCGGGAGCGUAAACAUAAUGACGCCCUUCGUCUCCUAAUCCACAACCUGGGCGAUUACGACACUGCUGUUUCUUACUGUCUCCGAGGCGGUACGAGCAUGACAGGCGCUGCCUUAUCCGAGCGGCCUUCUUUUGAGGAACAGCGCCGCCUUUUUAACGUUGUCUUCCACGAACUCCUAUCACUCGAAGACCUCAGCGAUCGGAUUGAGCAGACUGGUGGGCUGUUGGAACGCUUUGGUGGUUGGUUCGAGAUCGACGAUGUGCUUGGUCUGAUUCCUGAUGACUGGUCUGUCGAUAUCGUCUCAGGGUUCCUUGUUGGGGCGCUUAAACGUCUAGUUGGAGAGGGACGUGAAGCUAUGCUAACACGCGCACUGAGCGGAGCGCAGAACCUGCGUGUAAACUAUGAUCUUGUGGUCAAGGUGAAGGAGAAGGGGCCAAGUAUUGAAGCCCCGAAUUAA